AAGCGAAGGCUUUCAGUGGCAUUCAGUAUGCCCACGAGAGCCCUGAUUGUGACCCUGUAUGUCGUACCAUUUAAGUCUGCUCUCGAUUCCCAAUCCGCGCAUUUAAAUACAUGUUCUUGCCCUGUAUGCAUCGUCGCCGUGCAUUCAAUUAUAGCUGUACGGACAUAUACCAGAUCGGCAUAUGACGUCGAGAGAAGAGCCUGAGGGAGAUGCGUUGCUGAGGCUACAUGGAACCUCUGCGGGGCAAUACGUGCAUGGCAGUCAUGGAUUCGAGAGGCAGCCAUGGCAAAAUUGGCGAGAACAGCUGGGCAGCGAAAUCCAGGAUGAUGAGGACGAUAAGUUCUCUACCAAUGAGGUUGAAGAAGAUCGAAACACCGUCCAGGAUUUCAUGCGCAGCCCAGAGCAGUCGCCCGUCAACAUCCCGGAGGCAGAUGUGGUGGAGGAAUAUUGUGACAUUAAGGAUCUGAAAUUGCUGCGGACAGGCAUAUCUUGCGAUGAGAAAAUCAACACCUGGCUUGAUGAGACGCAAUCGGGCAGUCGAAGGGCGAUGUCUCGAAAGAGUCGGUGGCUCACACCAUAUCAACUGUACCAGGAAUCGUUGAGAAUACCGCCCGUUAAGGCGCCCAAAACCGGAACGGGAAUGGGACAGGCCCCGAGCGAGAAAAUACCAGGCAGGGGAUUUACCACGUCAACCUCGGAAGAUUAUCAGGGGAAGCAGAUCAUCCGGCAGCUGAUAUACAUACAUGAUCCUGAUCAUUGGAACGUCUUUGCACUGAUCCUAACUGCCACAUAUUAUCGGACUGCCGGACUUCGACUCGCUCUCUACAGGCACUUUUCUUCGAGGACCUCCCUUGAUGUGCUUUCCUCGUCAUAUGGCUAUCCUAAUUUUCAGCUUGUGUUCUCAUUGCCGUACUGGGCGUGGAGGUCUUCAACACAACCUGUCCAGGAUCAUCGUCAAAACAAACACAAAGAGCCCUUGAGGGACUACUGGGAUGUUUCGCUUCUCGAACCGGGUCAACACUCGGAGCGAUCAUUCAUCUACGAAGCACAAAUCACCUGUGUCGUCACAGGACUGGUAAACGAAUGCACAUGGUCAGUGUAUUGCUUCGACGAUAACCGCCAUGACGGCAAAAACGCCCAGAACGCACGCCAGCACUCUAGCGAUGUCACGGAUGGAAUACACACCGAUCCCAUCUCCUUUGGAGUGAUUGACGCCAACAACCCAAUCCAGGAACCAUAUGCAUAUUUCAUCAGAAUCCUAGCGAUACGGGCGAAACUGGUCAGGGACGAAUGGCGGAAGAUAACUCGGAAGAUCGCGCUAAGUAUCCGGAGAUAUGAUAGGGAGCACUUUCCAUUAUCUCAAGCACAAGCCUAUUGGGUGUUGCAAGGUGAAGUGGGAAGCCCACAGCAGACGAUGGUUGAUUCGCUCAAGCUAGUCAUGGUCAUCAAGAACACCUCAACCAGAUUGCUCGAUACUCUGACCAAGACAAUUGAUGCGUACGACGGCUUUCAAAUAAUGUCUGUACCUGCAUUCCUGGACGUACCUGAUGCAAAUCAUCAAAACCGGUUGCUGUACGACUUACCUGCAACCUACCGAGACCUGAGGGACCUCAAGAAUGAGCUCGAAGCCUUGAGCAAACGAGCUGAAGAGUUCGCCCGCGAACUCGAGUCUCGGCUUGCGUUCGAGACGAACCAAACGAGCGGCUUGCAGCGUGAGUUGACCGAAACCGGCAACAGACUAGCCCGGGCAAGCAAUGAACUGGCGACAUGCAAUGGAGCGUCGGCAGCAAUUAUGCUGUUAUACUUCUCCCCAAUUGCUUUGGGAGCUGGAGUCUUCUCCAUGGACGAAAAUGUGAUCGGGUUCCUCCCACGGACCUUCGGGUCAUUUCUUGUUCUCGUCCUCGGAUUCGGCAUUUUUGGUUUCGUCAUUUUUUAUUAUUGGCCUUACUUGAGUGGAAUCUUGCAGAGGUGUCUGGCGCCGACGAAAUCGCUGCAUCACGGGAACAUCGCCAGACUUAAGGCGAUCUUUGUGGAGAGAUUCCAUCUUCUCUGUCGUCCAACCGUGCAGUGGCGUCGGAGUCUUGAGGAAAUGUACGCAGAAUUGCUUCGAUUUUCCCGACGUCAUCCGAGAUACGCAUCACGGCAAUCUGCGGGCGACGGCAUUUCACUACCAUCCUGGAGUGGGCACACGGACAGGCAGCCAUCGCAUGACCAACCGCGUGACGCGGAAACACAGUCCUAGCAAUAUACUUCCAAAGCAUCAGGUGCUUUCAGCCAUUGGGAGCCAUGCCUUGAUCAUACAGGACAUGAACAUUGGUAAUAGUUGAGGCCCAUUUGGCGCGUAACCUGCAAUAUCCAGUACGAAUACUCUGCAUCGCGCUUUCAACGUCGCUUCUGCAUGUGUGCCACUCGCCCACUUUGUGUAUUUUCGCUAGUAGCAUCUCAUUAUGGCA
This is a messenger RNA of Exophiala viscosa, 2453 nucleotides long. RefSeq lists its product as uncharacterized. The record is from RefSeq and is a predicted model, not a curated record. Lineage: Eukaryota; Fungi; Ascomycota; Eurotiomycetes; Chaetothyriales; Herpotrichiellaceae. The transcript is spliced from 7 exons. Bases 182 to 2242 code for a protein of 686 amino acids.